Molecule: messenger RNA, 1853 nt
Organism: Salarias fasciatus (jewelled blenny)
Lineage: Eukaryota; Metazoa; Chordata; Actinopteri; Blenniiformes; Blenniidae
Gene: dpp7
Product: dipeptidyl-peptidase 7
Exons: 13
Coding region: 66-1562 (498 amino acids)
Biological process (GO): proteolysis
Cellular component (GO): vesicle
Molecular function (GO): dipeptidyl-peptidase activity; serine-type exopeptidase activity
Source: RefSeq, a predicted model, not a curated record
GCUGUCAGAGGAACUUAAAUUGCGGUCCGUUCUUUGCUUCUUUCUGCUCAUUCUCCGGUCAAACUAUGGACUCUUCUUGUAAAUCCUUGUUGUUCUCGGCCGCGGUGCUUCUGCUUUCUACAGAGCUGCUGUUGGCUUUGUCGUGUGACUGCGACGCUCAUUUUCAGGGGAGAAAACCUCCUGAAGUGAGGAAAGACUCGCCGUUCACGGAGAAGUUCUUCACUCAGACUCUGGAUCAUUUCAACUUCAACAGUUUUGGCAACGGAACGUUCUGUCAGCGUUACCUGAUCUCAGAUAAGUUCUGGCAGAACGGCUCUGGGCCCGUCUUCUUCUACACCGGCAACGAAGGGGACAUCUCGGACUUCGCCCUCAACUCCGGGUUCAUCCUGGAGCUGGCAGAACAGCAGGGGGCGCUGGUCAUCUUCGCUGAACACAGGUACUACGGAGCCUCGCUGCCCUUCGGGAAGGACUCCUUCAGCCGUCCUCUGGUGGGUCUCCUGACGGUGGAACAGGCCCUGGCCGACUACGCCGUCAUGAUCACUGAGCUCAAGCAGCAGCUGCAGGCCGAUAACUGCCCCGUCAUCGUGUUCGGGGGCAGCUAUGGAGGAAUGCUGUCCGUCUACAUGAGGCUCAAGUAUCCCAACAUCGUGACCGGAGCGCUGGCGGCCAGCGCCCCCAUCCUGUCCACGGCGGGGGUGGGAGACCCCCGGCAGUUCUUCAGAGACGUGACAGCCGACUACGAGGCCGUCAGUCCUCAGUGCAGCGCCGCAGUCAGAGCCGCCUUCCAGCAGCUCCAGGACUUAGCCGCUCGCCAAGAGUACAGACGGAUCCAGUCGGCGUUCGCUCUCUGUCAGCCUCCGUCUGCUCCUCGAGACAUCCACCAGCUGAACGGCCUGCUGAGGAACGCCUUCACCUUCAUGGCCAUGCUGGAUUACCCCUACAGCACGCACUUCAUGGGCAACAUGCCCGCUCACCCCGUCAAGAUGGGCUGUGACAUCAUGCUGAGAGGUCCGGAUCUUUUGGCGAACCUCAGAGACACUGCAGCCAUCGUCUACAACUCCUCGACUCCGCUGAGCUGCUUUGAUCUCUACAACCUCUACGUGGAGUGUGCCGACCCCACCGGCUGUGGACUGGGACCAAACAGCCUGGCCUGGGACUACCAGGCCUGCACCGAGGUGGAGCUCUGCUUUGAGAGCAACAACGUCACCGACAUGUUUCCCCCGAUGAGCUUCAGCCAGGCGGACCGGCGGCGCUACUGCUCCGAGAGGUGGGGGGUGACGCCCCGGCCCGGCUGGCUCCGCCUCCAGUUCUGGGGGGACGCUCUCUCUUCAGCCAGCAACAUCAUCUUCUCUAACGGGGACUUGGACCCUUGGGCCAAUGGAGGGGUCCGUCGCUCGCUGAGCUCAUCACUGAUCGCCAUCAACAUCCCAGAGGGAGCUCAUCACCUGGACCUCAGAGGAGCCAACGAUGAAGACCCUGAGUCGGUGGUCCGAGCUCGGAAGCAGGAGGCGGAGCUGAUCGCCGGCUGGAUCCAGGCGGAGAGAAACAGACAGAAACACUGAAGCUGGACUGAAGUGAACGACGCCGCCUUCAGGAUGAAGAAACAAGAAACAAGCAACUGAACCGCUGCCGUCACUUCACUGCAGUUUGACUCUGAACAUCACAGCAGCUGCAAAGAAACAAUCAGUGCAUCCAAAUUGUGCAAAACUCUAGAAAUCUGUGCAAUAUUUUGUCAAACUCUUUAUCUGAUUAUUUUCUUAGAAUGAAUUUCACACUUUGACUCAAAUCAAGUCAGAAAAAAAUCAUUUCACACAUUGUUUCUUUUUCAAUAAAAUCUUUUUAUUUUUUUCCCA